This is a messenger RNA of Mangifera indica (mango), 3044 nucleotides long. RefSeq names its product protein ROOT HAIR DEFECTIVE 3-like. NCBI's taxonomy places the organism in Eukaryota, Viridiplantae, Streptophyta, Magnoliopsida, Sapindales, Anacardiaceae. The coding region runs from base 153 to 2657 and encodes 834 amino acids. Gene Ontology annotation, biological process: endoplasmic reticulum membrane fusion. Gene Ontology annotation, cellular component: endoplasmic reticulum. The transcript has 23 exons. Gene Ontology annotation, molecular function: GTP binding; GTPase activity. The record is from RefSeq and is a predicted model, not a curated record.
UUUUUUUAACGAAAAAAUCUUUUUCGUGACUGGUCAAGCCGAGUUUUAUAUGACAUCAACAGCAACAAACAAAAGUUGAACUCAGAUCGAUCAAUUCAUCUUUCUCUCUCGCUCCAUCUCUCUCUGCAUCGGCUUCUCAAAACGACAAUCCAAUGGUGAAUAGUGACAAAUCUUGCUCAACUCCGCUUAUUGAUGGGGAUGGUACAUUCAAUGUUGCCGGAAUUGAGAACUUUAUCAAGGAUGUUAAAUUGAGUGAUUGUGGGCUGUCAUAUGCUGUAGUCGCCAUCAUGGGACCGCAAAGUAGCGGGAAGAGCACACUGUUAAAUCAUUUGUUUGGUACAAACUUCAGGGAAAUGGAUGCAUUUAAAGGAAGGUCUCAGACAACCAAAGGUAUAUGGUUAGCAAGAUGUGCUGGCAUUGAGCCCUGUACUCUUGUAAUGGACUUGGAGGGAACUGACGGAAGGGAAAGGGGAGAGGAUGAUACUGCUUUUGAGAAGCAAAGUGCCCUCUUUGCCCUUGCUGUUUCAGAUAUAGUGCUAAUAAACAUGUGGUGUCAUGACAUUGGCCGUGAGCAAGCUGCAAAUAAACCUCUUUUAAAGACUGUAUUCCAGGUGAUGAUGCGAUUAUUUAGUCCGCGCAAAACAACUUUGAUGUUUGUUAUACGUGAUAAAACACGGACUCCAUUGGAAAAUCUAGAACCUGUUUUAAGAGAAGAUAUUCAGAAGAUAUGGGAUUCCGUUCCUAAGCCACUAGCCCAUAAGGAAACUCCUCUUAGUGAAUUUUUUAAUGUUGAAGUUGUUGCUCUGUCGAGUUAUGAAGAAAAGGAAGAGCAAUUCAAAGAGCAGGUUGCUAGUUUGAGGCAAAGGUUCUAUCAUUCUAUUGCACCGGGAGGGCUUGCUGGAGAUCGGCGUGGUGUUGUUCCAGCUUCAGGGUUUUCUUUUAGUGCACAACAAAUCUGGAAAGUCAUUAAGGAGAAUAAGGACCUUGACCUUCCUGCCCACAAGGUCAUGGUAGCUACCGUUCGCUGUGAAGAAAUUGCAAAUGAAAAGUAUUCCAAUUUUGUUGCUAACGAGGAGUGGUGUGAGUUGGAGGAGGCUGUACAAUCUGUUCCCGUUCCUGGUUUUGGGAAGAAGCUAAGUUCAAUUCUUGAUACCAGUCUAUCAGGAUAUGAUGCAGAAGUUCUGUAUUUUGAUGAAGUUGUCCGAUCUUCCAAGCGAAAGCAGCUUGAAGAAAAAUUACUGCAACUUGUCCAACCGACAUUCCAAUCUAUGUUGGGACAUAUAAGGUCUGGAACUCUGGAUGAAUUCAAGGAUGCAUUUGAUAAGGCUUUGAGUGGAGGGGAAGGGUUUUCCUCAGCUUCCCAUCGCUGCUUUACAUCUUUUAUGACUCAAUUUGAUGAAAGAUGUGCAGAUGUUGUAAUUGAACAAGCAAACUGGGACACUUCUAAAGCACGGGAUAAACUCCAACGUGAUAUAGAUGCACAUAUUGCAUCUGUCCGUGCUGCCAAGCUGGCUGAACUUACUACUCACUUUGAGUCAAAACUAAAUGAAGCAUUAGCAGGACCUGUGGAAGCUCUUUUAGAUGGAGCUAAUGAUGUCACCUGGCCUGCAAUAAAGAAACUUCUACAGAAAGAGACUAAAAGUGCUGUCUCUGGGCUAUCUGGUGCACUUUCUGGUUUUGACAUGGAUGAAGUAGCCAGGGAGAAAAUGCUUGUGAAUCUAGAGAAUUAUGCGAAGAGUGUGGUUGAAGCAAAAGCACGGGAAGAAGCCGGAAGGGUGUUGAACCGAAUGAAGGACAGGUUUACAACAUUGUUCAGCCAUGACUCUGAUUCUAUGCCGCGAAUUUGGACUGGGAAAGAAGAUGUUCGAGCAAUCACCAAAACUGCUCGCUCUGCUUCCUUAAAAUUGCUUUCCGUUAUGGCGGUGAUCCGUUUGGAUGAUGACACUGAUAAUAUUGAGAGUACACUUUCCAGCGCUUUGUUGGAUUCUACAAACAGUGCUGCUUCUACCAAUAGGGAGAUUUCAAAAUAUGAUCCCCUGGCCUCAAGCACUUGGGAGCAGGUUCCAUCCUCAAAAAUGUUGAUCACGCCUGUUCAGUGCAAAUCUUUAUGGAGGCAAUUCAAGUCCGAGACAGAAUAUUUUGUUACUCAGGCCAUUUCUGCUCAGGAAGCUAACAAACGCAACAACAACUGGUUACCACCUCCAUGGGCAAUUGUUGCCAUGGUUGUCCUUGGAUUUAACGAAUUUAUGACUCUUCUAAGAAAUCCCCUGUAUUUAGGUGUCAUCUUUGUUGGGUAUUUACUCAUCAAAGCCCUUUGGGUGCAGUUGGACAUUUCUGGUGAAUUCCGCAAUGGCGCUCUCCCUGGUCUUCUUUCCCUGUCUACCAAGUUCCUUCCCACAGUCAUGAACCUUCUCAAGAAACUAGCAGAGGAGGGGCAAGUACCUGUGACUAGUGAUCUUUCUAGAAACCCUGUGGUUAAUAGUGAUCCUCCCAGAAACCCUGCCAUUAAUAGUGAUCCUCCCAGAAACCCCGUCGUUCCAUCAAAGAACUACAGAAAUGGCGUAGGCACAAGUAGUGGACUGUCAUCAAGUGCCUCAUCUGAAAUAACUUCAUCCGGAAACAGAACUGAGCAAUCAAGUGCAUCAAAAGAAGACUAGAUGAAAAGCUCUUGAACAAAAGGAGUUCUUCUGUGUUAAAAGAUGCAAGUGCUGUGCUCGCCCACUAUGGGAUAUGGCACUGUGUAUGGCCCAUAAUUCCGACUCCUAUUCAACAUGUGAGCGCUAUUUAUCCGCAAGGCAUUAAUUUUUUGUGCAAGUGCCGCAUACAGGGGGAGUUUAAGAUUUGUUGUGAAAAAGUCUCCCAUUUAAUAGUUUCCAUUCCAUGUAGGUUAUUGAUUUAUGUUAUUGUUUGAGGGCCGUAUCUCUAAACAAUAGUAUGAUGGUCGUUGGUCUGGUUUUGCACCCAAUUUUUGUCACGUGUGUAAUGGUAUACCUGUGUUUGAUUUGAUUGCAUGUCAUUGAAACAUGUGGUGACCUUUUACCCUA